AUGCGAUGGCGAAGAUAUGUACCUGUGAACAAGUGUUCUGAGCGAAUGGUCACGGCGACAAGGAGUUCAACCGAAGAACGAGGCAAUAUGCAAAACAGAAAGCAAACUCGCACCGUUCUGAAUCCCGAACAACUCCAAAUUCUAUCGGCGGCCUUGAACAAGGCAAUUUACCAAACGAAUGAAGCUAUUGCUCAGCUGGUCAAAGACACAGGGUUGACGUCUGCGCAGGUGAAGACUUGGUUCGACAAUCGAAGGCGAGUCUUGCGCCAAAACGAGUUUGAACGACAACGCAUCGCAGUCGAGCGACAUCACGGAGAUAGUUUCUACGACCCAAUCUAUGUGGAUUCAGACGCUGCAACCGACGAAAAUUCAUACAAAACCGUGCGCGAGCUUUGGGAAGACGAAUCAGCAAGGCGCCACAGUCGUAGUUUGGAUCCUUCUUCAGAGAUCCCGGUCGAUUUCAGCGGUUCUUCUCGAGGUUCAACCGGUAGCUGGGUAGCUGAAGCGAUUUACUGGGACGACGUUGUGAAGGAGCCGCCCACAGAUGACAUGGAGAAGGUAGAUGAAGACGAUUAUCUGGACCGAUGGGAAUACAAUCAGCCAGGGGACGAGUUUGAUGAUGGUGAUGUUGGCGAUGCUGUCUCGCAGAACGGCGAUCACUCCUCCGAAAGCAAAGAAGAAGAGGAAAUUUUGGAGUAA
This is a messenger RNA of Lentinula edodes (shiitake mushroom), 699 nucleotides long. RefSeq lists its product as uncharacterized. Lineage: Eukaryota; Fungi; Basidiomycota; Agaricomycetes; Agaricales; Omphalotaceae. Gene Ontology annotation, molecular function: DNA-binding transcription factor activity, RNA polymerase II-specific; DNA binding. Gene Ontology annotation, biological process: regulation of DNA-templated transcription. The coding region runs from base 1 to 699 and encodes 232 amino acids. The transcript is spliced from 8 exons. The record is from RefSeq and is a predicted model, not a curated record.